This is a messenger RNA of Podarcis lilfordi (Lilford's wall lizard), 12081 nucleotides long. NCBI's taxonomy places the organism in Eukaryota, Metazoa, Chordata, Lepidosauria, Squamata, Lacertidae. The record is from the annotation of a GenBank genome assembly.
CGUGCGCGGCCUCAGCCAAAAGGUCGCGUCGCGCGCGUAGUGACGCAUAAUGGCAAGCGCCUUGAAGAUGCAGCGGAUGGCUGGGCUGGCAAGGGCGCUGGUGCCCUUGCGGAAAAGGGGUUCUCUAGCCGGGCAAGUGAGUGCGAAAGUCUUUCUUUGGGCGUCGCUGCCUCUGCUUCUCCCUGCUUAGAGCCGUCUCUGUCGUCUAGGGCAAGCACGGGGAGGGCACGGAGCGUGAUGAUGGAGCUCAAGCUCGCGGGGUCUGCAUUUUAAUUUAAUUUAAUUUAUUCAUAAAAUUUAAUAAACCUCUAAAUCAUGAAAGCAGUUCACUCAAAAAGGAAAAACGAUUAAAUCAAAGGGGAAGGGAAAAGUCAAAACCACACUUUAAAAACCGCAAAAAAAGUUAAAAUACUACAACAGAGGUUUAAAUUCACACCAGCAUUUAUAAGCACCUGGGUGGGCAGUGUCUAAACAAGAGUGGUUUCUCGCAGGUGCCAAAAAGAGUUCAAUGAAAGUGCCUGCUUGAUAGCUGUGGUUACAACAUACAGAGCGCAAGCACAUUCAAGGACUAUGUAAUAUAUGAACUCAAACAAGAAUGUAUUAAGAUUGAAAGAAAUAUACAGUGGUACCUCGGGUUACAUACGCUUCAGGUUAGAGACUCUGCUAACCCAGAAAUAGUACCUCAGGUUAAGAACUUUGCUUCAGGAUGAGAACAGAAAUCGGGCUCCGGCGGCGCGGCAGCAGUAGGAGGUCCCAUUAGCUAAAGUGGUGCUUCAGGUUAAGAACAGACCUCCAGAAUGAAUUAAGUACUUAACCCGAGGUACCACUGUAUCUGCAUUGGAUUUAAUUAAUAGGUUAUAUACCUUGCUUAAGGAUUGUAUAUGGUGUACAUCCUGGACUUGAUUUGUAUGUUAGGAAGUAACCAGUAAAGAAAUUUGUUACAAACAUUACCAUUCAGCCAGUUGCGCUCUAUAUGUUGUAACUAUUGCAUCUGCGUAACAAGGCAUUGCAUUUGUUUUGCUUGAUAGCAGUAGGCGGGGACUUCAAAAGUUUAAAAAGAGUUCAAUGAAAGUGUCUGCUUGAUAGCAGUUCCAAAGUUUAGGUGCUGACACACUAAACAAUCGCGUUCUUUCAUAUGCGGGGUGGGAGUUAUGUGGCACCUGUACAGUUUGGGGUUCCUGACUCCCGAAGACCACUAGCUGGAGCACAGUGCAAAAUAGUGGUCAAGAAAGGGGCUGGACGUGCAUGUAAGACUAACGAGCAAGGCACGUGUGAGUGUAUCUUAAGACAAAAAUUUGUUUUCUGUGUCAGAGAUUGCAGCACACAAACAUCUGUUACUGAUCCCCCACCCCAAAGUUCUUAAUUUAGCAUCUUAAUGGGAGGGGGUGUGGUCAAGAUGUUGCUGCUAUUAAACAAUUAAGAGUCAAAAGUGCUGAGCUGGCAAGUGCAUGUGUAGAUCCUUGGGAAUGCGUCUUCCCCAGAAAAUAGCCCUUAAAAGAGGUAGUUGCACCAGAACUUACUCUGAUUCUAUGCAUAUAUUUGGAGAAAGGGUCUUGUGAGAUUAGUGGUGCUGACACCCAAGUAAGCAUGUGUGGGGUUGCUCUUUAAAUCUUCCUCUGCUCCUUGGUUGUUGGAUCCUUUUCACUUAUUUUUGUCUUGCUCUCCCCUUGUAGUUUGACUUGCAUCUAGUUCGUUUCCUUCAUGCUGGCCUUCCAGUUCUAGCAGCAAAAGAAGCUCUGGUGAAGCUCAGAAAGAAAACUGGCUACUCGUUUGUGAACUGCAAGAAAGCCUUGGAGAAAUUUGAUGAUGUCAGUGAGGUGAGAACAAAUGUUUCAGUGAUAUAAAAUGCAAGUUUAAUUUUAGUUUUUUGCCUGAGUGUUUCAAGUACUUUCGGGGAAAUAAUGGUGUUGUAAGCAAUUUUUGCAAGUCUUAUGUUAAGGUUGCAGUCCAAUGCAUACUGGCAGCGGGGUAAAUCACAUUGAGAUGUGGUUGCAAGUGAGUUUAGAGGCCAGAAUGUUUUAUCCUGUGUGUCUUCAGUCAGUGUAGGCAAAAGGUAAAGACUCUUUUCUUGCUGCUCACAAAAAGACAACCAGGAGAUGUUUCCAUGUCAGAUGAAUUAUUGUGAAGAAGAAGAACUUGGGGAAGGAACCCAAAAGUUCAGGGAAAAACAAAAUGCAUUGUGAUUCAUAAAAACACUGUGCAUUUCAAAAUGUGUUUCAGUCAGUGGGAAUUGCUUCCAAAUAAACAGCUAACUCUUAUCUUUGGUCAGACAGAGAAACCUUAGUAAACUGAUGAUACCUUAACAACACUCUCUGUGAAUGGCACCAGAGGAGGGGCCAAAACAGUAUUAGUUUAGCCUCCUGUUGGAAGUAGAUAUGGAUUCUGUGACUUCUAGAACCUGCAAUGGAUCUUAUCAGCAUAUUUCUAAUGGUUGAUCUGAAGUUUAUAUUUACACGCAAGGAUGCCAAUGGACCAAAUAUUUUUAUAUUCUUACAUUCUCCUUUCCAUCUGCAAGACAUUUAAAAAAUAAAAUAUAUGAGGCCAUAUUUAUAAUAAUAUUUGAACAUCCCCCAUUUUAUUCUACAGUGGUAUAAUACUGGGAGAAUACUUGUGCUUUUAUUUGGGGUUUGAAUUGAUUUGUUACGUUGUCCUUGGCAAUAGUAUCUCAGUUUAUGGGUUUGCAUUUGUCUUUCAAGGCUGAAGCCUGGCUACAUGAGCAAGCCCAAAAGGAAGGAUGGAGCAAAGCUUCCAAACUGCAAGGGCGGAAGACACAAGAAGGGCUUAUUGGGCUGCUGCAAGAGGGAAGCUCUGCAGUGAUGGUAGAGGUGAGCAUUUUCCUUUUGACAAAAACUUUUUUUAAAAAAUAAAAAAACUACUUUUUGUUUAUUUAAAAAAGAACAUACACUUUAAUAACACACAGCAACAAAGAAACACAACUGAAUGUAAGGUAAUAUUAAACAUAACACAUAUAUGCAAAGUACAAAUUUGGAUUGUUUCAUUCAUUUUCCCUAGAAAAAAGUUAUUGUUAUUGGUGCUGAGGGGUAGUAACAUUUUUUAAAGAUUACUUUUUAAAAUAAAUAUCAGGAUAUUGCCCUCGAGAUCUUACGAGAUUUCUUGUUUAAAACUGAGAAGUUGCUAAGAAUUCUAAAUGGUAGCAUAUUUCACAGGAGGCAUUUGACCAUUGUUAUCAUCAUUAAAUUUUUGCCAUGUUGCUGAAGAUAAUCUUUUUUGUUUGCCCUCCUGUAUAUCUUAAUUUUUGAGUUAAUUUUUCACCCACAGCUAUGGACCAUAAAUCCUCCUCUGAUCCCUCUAAAUAUUUCUAUUUUCUUAUGAUAACCAUUCUAGCAGCUCACAAUACAUACAGAAUCAAUUCUUUGUCCAAACAGAACUCAUUGAUAAUAGAAAGUCAGUUUGCUGUUGGAGCAAAGAAUGUAUUUGGGCCGCUCAGGUGUAAUUCCCGCAUGACUCUACGAAAAGCAUAGCUACGUGAGCCUAUUCUUUUAAGAACUGACAUUUCACAUUAUUCCUCAGAGCAAACAUGGCUCUUUGGGAGACGUGCCUCUGGGGGUUUGUCCUGCGAGUGCCUGCUCUUGAGAAAAGCCCUGUUGUUUAGGCUUACCAUGAUGGAUCAGGGCAGAUCUGAAAACACAAGUGCUUCCUUCUGUGUCUCCUAAACCAAUUUCGGCAAGCAGCCCUAAAAAGUACCCUGGAGAAUCAAGGUGGGAAACCCUGCAGUAAUUCUCGCCCAACAGCGGGAAUGUGUUUAUUUCUGUGCCAUUUGCACCAGUUCACAGAAGUGUUUUAAGCUGCUGUUUUUUCGUCCCCUUUGUGGCUAUCUUGGGUAUCUUGGCAUUAAAUAAAGGGGAUUCAAAGGAUGCUGCUGCCUCUUGCAAAGGAUAUUCUGCCCAACAGUUCAUGCCCAAGGGGACCAAGCUUGCUGCCUUCUUGUCAGUGUGUGUUUGCACUUUCUCUUACACCCAACCCAGAGGAAACUACUGCAGGAUCUUUUCAGCAGUAAUUUCAUACCACACUGUCACUGCUCAAGUGCAAAGAUCCCACAGGGGCAGGGGCACCUCUAGCAGUAGUUUCAGUGGUAAACCUGCUAGUGUGACUACAUGGGUACAAGAGUUCAAAUCAUUCAUAGAGAAGACUUUAUUUGAUUGAAAGACAGCUUUUUUGUGGCUGCCUUAAAAACUUAGUUGUACUGGCUUUGAUUUUAGAAUUGGUUUAGGACAGGGCUUAGGUGUGGAACCUGUGUUGCUGGACUACAACUCCCAUCAUCCCUGGCCACUGCCUAUGCUGGCUGAUGGGAGUUAUAGCACAAGAGCAUCUGGAGGACUGCAGGUUCCCUACCCAUGGUUUAGGGAUAACAUCUGGCUGGCUCAGUUUAGGACAUGGAUAUUGUUUCACUAGUGUGGACAAUUGUCCCAGGCCUGUCUUCUCUCACAUUCCACCCAAUUAAUUUUUUGGGAGGGAGUAGGGAAUUGUUAAUAAUGGAUGUGCAGACUCUUGGGAAGUUAAGGAUGUGGUUGCAUGUCCUAAUGUGCAUCCCAUUGAAAGUCAUGGACACCAUUCACAUGCCAUUGUGCUUUUGAUUUUAUGUCCCCUAUUCCAAAAAAAGAAGACUAUGUGGAGCACGCUGAGUUUCUGUGCGUGUCCCAUGUCCAAGAUUGUGGAGUGAAAAAAUGUAUAAUUUUAUGAUAGCAAAAGGACUGGUGUCUCACAUUCCUAAUAUUUUCGAAAAAGACUAGCGAGCGAGCAAACAAUGAUUUUCUUAUGGACAAGAAAACAAUGUGAUGGAGGCAAGCAGAUUAAGAAGCUGCAGGGAAUUAUAGAGAGGUUAGCUUCAUUUGCAUUUCUGAGAAAGUAUUGACAAAAUUAAACUGUAGAAGGACACCUAGUGAAUAUGAACAAACAAUAUAGAUGUGUUAAGAAUAAAUUAUGCUACGCCAGCAUAUUAUCUUACAGAAAUCACACAGCAAUCAAGAUUGCUUGCUAGAUCUUCUUGAUUUCCUAGCAGCCUCUGAAUGUUAAUGUAAAGAUUUUUGCUAAAAUGUUGCCUUCAUGCUGAUAUGCUGCCUGAAAAUGAAUGGGUAAAAUUAUAUGCUUAAUGGGAAUAUCCAUGUGUUCAUCAGUAGUUUGAUGCUUUACGACACAAAUCUACAGAAGUAGAGAAGGGCACCUGAGUGGUUUGCAGGGAUAUUUUCAUUCUCGGAUGACAAAAUCAAUGAAGACUAAUUUUAGUAUUAAAAUGCACACCCUAGCGUGGGGGAGGGGUGUUAAAUGGAACAGAACCAAAGCUGUAGCCAUUUUUAUUUUAUUUUCAAAAAUAUCUAUACUGCCAACAGUAUGGGGGGGGGGAAUAGGGCAGCGGAUAGUACAAAAUUAACAAUAAAAAUACAGUCAUAAAACAAAUUGAAAAUACAUAACAAAUAAUUAGAUCAGGUUAAUACAUCAGCAGAGCUUGGAUCCCCUCUCAGGGAAAGCCUGGAUGAAAAAGUUGGGUGCCUUAUCUUCCCCGCCUGUGCUUUUGGAAAACAAGAUGUCAUCUCAUCCUCUAAUUGCCACUUCUGAUUUUAUUCCUGCGUCUUGAGCACCAUAGAAGUCGGUGACCAAGACAGUUGAAAGUUAGCUAUGCUUCUUUGCCAGGUGAACUGCGAGACUGACUUUGUGGCCCGAAAUGUCAAGUUCCAGCAUCUGAUUCAGCAGGCAGCGAUUGGAACGAUGGUACAUUAUCAAGGGACCAGGGACCAGCUGAGCCCCUACGCCAAGGUGAGAGUGGCACAAAAGGCUCCAUAGCUUAAAACUCCUGGCACAUUUUAAUAGCAGUUACCAGAGUUGUGCACUUAAGUGCAAAGUGCACCUUUCUGCUGAAUGAAUCUUAAUAAGCAAAUUACACAAAGGGAGGUCACAGAAUCGUAGAGCUGAGGGGGGAUAGAGAGGCUUGUUCCACUGUUUCUGACCAGACCUGGUAGGUUAAUUCCCACAAAAAGCUCCCAGGAAGCUUCUGCGGGAGUAAAAAGCACUUUUAAGGGAUGUUCUGUUUGUCUAUGCUGUCCCUUUGCCACAAACUGACCCCAGUACAUCUGGGUUCUGAGGAAGAUUGCCUUGGCUUAGAUUGAAAUAACUGGGGAAAGAGUACUUUGGGGCUUUUCAUCUGCACCCCUUCAAGAGGACUGUGAGUUGCUGUUCCUGUGUGCUUGCCGACAGACAGUUGUCAUGAGUGCAGACACUUUGUUUAGCUGGAAACAUACUUUAAACAGCAAGUGAGGGAAACUUGUGUCUGCAUGCAUGUUCGGAAGUCCAGGUUGGCUUGAGGCUCCACACUGAGUGCGUUUUCGAGUGGCAAACCAGCAGCUAUUGCUGCAUUUGUAGAUCGAGUCUCACUCUUCUCCUCCCCAGCCCCCCAAAACCCAUUUUAGCAGUUGCCUAAACAGCUUUUCUAAUUAACUGUGAAGGUUAUAAAUCUCGCUGUGCAUAUCAAGAGAAGUGCUUGAUAAGUUUGUAGAUUUAUAAUGCACAAUAUACUUAUUUUGCAGUGUUUCUUAAACUCAAAUGAGCUUUCUCAGCUCCGGAUAGGACCCGAUGGCUCCUUGCUUGUGGACCAGCUGGCUCUGGCUAUUGGUGAGUGUUCUACUGCUACAUUUCAAUUGUCUGUGAUUUGGUUUCUCUCUUUUAAAUUGUUUCCAUUUGCUGUUGUAAACCAGUUUGAUAGUUCUUUUUAUGUAAGCAAGAUAGAAAGAUUAUUGCUAAAUAAGACCAAGAAAGCAAGGAGCACAUAAGAAACCUGCCCUAUACUGAGUCACACCAUUUGGUUCAUCUCACCCAGUAUUCUCUAUUGGGCACCAGCUCUCCAGGGUUUUUGGCAGGGAGCAGUUCCUAGUCCUACCUAGAGAUGCCAGGGAUUGAAGGAUCUGCAAGGCAGAUGCUCUACUACUGAGCCAACAGUCCUUUUCUGCCUGAAUACCCUUUCUCUAAUUUGUAGGUGUGUCCAGGGGACACGGGUGGUGCAGGGACUCAGGUGGCGCUGUGGGUUAAACCACAGAGCCUAGGACUUGCCGAUCAGAAGGUCGUGGUUCGAAUCCCCGUGACAGGGUGAGCUCCCGUUGCUCGGUCCCUGCUCCUGCCAACCUAGCAGUUCAAAAGCACAUCAAGGUGCAAGUAGAUAAAUAGGUACCGCUCCAGCAGGAAGGUAAAUGGCGUUUCCGUGCGCUGCUCUGGUUCUCCAGAAGUGGCUUAGUCAUGCUGGCCACAUGACCCGGAAGCUGUACGCCGGCUCCCUCAGCCAAUGAAGCGAGAUGAGCACCGCAACCCCAGAGUCGGCCAUGACUGGACCUAAUGGUCAGGGGUCCCUUUACCUUUACCAGGCGAUUAAGUUGCCAAGAAUGCAAUGCUUACUGCAAGGACCACUUCCUUUUCAGAAUGUAGCUGAUUGCCAUAGGCAUAGCAUAGCUCAGCCCUUAAAACAUCACUUGUGCUCCUAAUGGUUAAUGCUACCUUUUUGCCUUCUAUCUUUCUAUGCAGGCAAGCUGGGGGAAAACAUGGUCAUUAAGAGAGCAGUGUGGAUAUCGGUGCCAGAGAAAUUUUUCAUCGGCUCUUACGUGCACGGGGCUCUCCCAGAAGGAAACCCGUCACUUUCUAACAUGAUGUUUGGCAAAUACGGAGCUCUGGUGAUCUGCUGUCCCUCUGAGCCAUGUGAAAAGUCGGACUUUGCUGAACUGGGCUGGAGGCUGGGCCAGCAUGUGGUGGGCAUGGCCCCGCUCUCUGUAGGCUCUCUGGAGGAUGAACCCGGCGAUGAUUCUGAAACCAAGAUGCUUGCCCAGCCCUUCCUGCUGGACCCUGCUAUUUCCCUGGGACAGUACAUUCAGCCCACGGGUGUAUCUGUACUAGACUUUGUGCGGUUUGAAUGCGGAGAGGAUAUAGAACUGUCAGCAUCAGAGUAAGCAGUACUUUUGUACUGGGGGCACUGGGACAAGUGAACUGUUCCCUGUUCCUGUUUGGGCCCUGCCAUGGUUAACAGACCUGACCAGUCACAAAUUAAACUCUGCUGUGUUGGGUUGGUCAUGGAAGCCGAAUACUAAUCGUGGAAUCUCAUUUCAAAGCUCCAGAGCGACUCUGCCCAGGUGUGGAAGACAGCUGUCAAUGUUACAAAUAAAACUAGCUGGCAGCAAGGAGGGGAACAGUGUCUGCUGGUUCAAGUGCAUCUGUUGAAUUGUCGUGAACCCCAGUGGUCGAGGCUAGGUCUGUGAGGUAACUGGGCAGCUCUUGAAGCAUGCAGAAAGUCCUUGGGGGCUACUAGAAACCCAUCAGAGCCCCUUUCUCCUCUUGAAAUGAGUAGUCCCGGUCCACCUUGUCAAGGGUUUUCACGGUGGGGACUAGAAGCUUGAGUGGCCUUGUUUUUCCUUAUGGGAAGCACGACCUUGGCAUCCUCUUCUAUUGCAGCAGAAGUCUAAAGGCUUAAAGUCUGAACAGACCUCUCACCAUUUAGUAAGCCAAGGUCCCUGGUAAUUAUUGCUGGAGAUACCUGCUCCUUUCUUCCGCCCAGCCACCCAAGCAUUAAUAGGCGAGGGGGCACUAGGAGAUGGGCCAGAAAGACAUCUGAUCUGCCCGCAGACAGCUUCCCUUGUCCAGCUUCGUAGAACAGUCUGUGCUACUUCUGCUGUAGUUGGCAAUGCUUGGUUGGCCAUGAGUGGCAAGUGUAGCUACUGUGGUACCCAACGAGCAAGUCAAUGAACAAGGCUUGGGUGUUCUGUAACACAUAUUGAAAACAAGCCGACUUCUGCGGCCGGGUUGCAGAAGUUGUCGGACAGCCCGCCUGCAUUCAUCCACACCUGUCUUGAAUGCCUUACGGCAUCUUGGACAGGCAAGUCAUCUUCCUGGACUAGGGCAGUGUCUCCUUCACUUUCCUUGCUACUGGGAUAUGCACAUUGUUCCCUGUUGCAUUCUGGCAGCCCCUGUUAAGCAGUAAGCCCAGACCUCCUGUGAUCACAUGCCCAAAUUCUGUGAUAUUUGCAGAUGCGCACCACAUACAUGACAUAAACUCUUCUGCUACUAGUCAACUUGGGUGGAGGUCUACUCUUUGACUGUAGAAGACUGCUCCCCCAGCACCUACACACCCUGAUUCCCUUGGGAAUGAGUGGUUCACACGCUUUAAAAGCAAGGGUGCAGAAUCCUUUUUUGACCCAAGGGCCAGUUGAUAGAGUCAAAGCAGGUGGAGCAAUGAAUGUAACUGUUACCUUAGUAUAGCAGGCUAAUUUCUGCAGUCACACAUACCCCUUUCUCCUCCAUCCAGGCAAACCAAGAGGCAUUACCAGAGUUAGGGCCGGUAUGGGAUGUGUUUGAGGAGGUGUAGCCAGGAGGGUAUAGCACUAUGGGUCAGAUAAGCCUGGAGGGCAACAUCUGGACCCUAAGCCUGCAGUUUCCAUUCCUGCUUGAAAGUCUCUUGCUAGUCUUAGGGAGAAAGUGAGAUUCUUGUGAUGCUGAACUUUGCAUGCUAUAACCGUUUCUGUGCUUUCCUUUGUGGAAUUGUUGUAUAUGGCAUGUACCAGACAAGUACUACGUUGAACGCUUCUAUGGAAAUAUCUGUGGAGGAGCAUGUUACUUAGUUUGAGGUAACAGAGUCAGCCUGUCUCUUGUCAGAUUGAAAAUACGGUCAUACCUCAUGUUACAUCCACUUCAUGUUACAUUCUUUCAUGUUAAGUCCCACGGCGACCUGGAAGUACCGGAUAGGGUUACUUCCAGGUUUCACCGCAUGAGCAGAAGCGCAAAAUGACGUCACGCGCAUGCUCAGAACCGGCGAAUCACAACCCGCGCAGGCGCGGUGCUGCGGGUUGCGCUCUUUUCAUGUUGCGAACGGGCCUCCGGAACGGAUCCCGUUCGCAACCAGAGGUACCAUUGUAGUUUCGCAGGAUGUGUUUCAGAAACAAGGAAUCACUUGGCUCUAGAGAACUGAGGACUGACUGUGUUAAGCUCCAAACUCCCUUAGGCAGGAAGGAAUACAGGAAUUGCUCCAAGCAAGGAAAGUGGUGCUCCUCAACUCUCUUGGGCUGGCUCAACACCAAGCAUGAAGUAGCUGCUCAGAAGUCCUGUUUUGUGACAGCAGAGAUAGCUAACAAGGUACCCUCCAGAUGUUGGACCAACUCCCAUCAGCCCCCCUGGGCUAGGGAUGAUGGGAAUUGUCCAGCAACAUCUGGAGGUCGCAUGUUGCCUGCCCCUCUCUUUCAGUGUGGCUAGGUGGAGAGGGUGCUAGUGGCACAUUGCUUGAUGCUAGAUUGUUAUUAUAUUUCCUCUUAGCUCCUCUUUCUCACCAGCAGUUGCAGUGGGAAGCUAGGCUCUACACAGCACAUCCCCCAAUAGUUGACUAGACCACAGUGGCGCUGGAGUUGGGGAAGGCAAAGCAGCCCAUCAAUAUAGUAGCUGUUAGUGUGCUUAAAUCCCGUACCCGGUCCCCAAAAUUAGAGCUUUCUGCACAUGACCGUAAGCAAUCAUUGCAGAACUACAAGUCCCAGCAUUCCUUGAGGUCACAGGCAGGAUGGAAUGAGUUAUUAAGGACAGUGAAGCCGGCUUUUAAUGUUUGCAAUAUAGGUAUGCACUCUACAAGGCCCAAGUCACACAAAACAGCCAGCCAUCGCGUGGCUUGGAUUUCUAACUGCCACAGCGUGGCUACUUAAUUUGCAUCAAGCGCAGCCGAUAGCCAAGAGCAGAGACGGCUGUUGCCUGUGGAUCUUCUGAAAUUCAGUUCUGCCUGCUUUGUCUGAGUUGGGUUUUCUCACCACUGUAGACUUGCAAUGGUGAAGCCGUUUUUUGUUGUUUUUAAAGUUCCUGGACAGCAGCAGCCUUGAGUAAAAGAUACGAAACCAACCUUCAAAGCGCAAUUUAGGCACAAACGUGAUACAUAACGCAGCUCCCUUCGCAGGCUCAGCUGCUUCUGGCUAGGGGUCCUGCCCCCAAAUCAAUAGGAAUUGAGUGCAGGUGUCAUCUUUUCCACCUCGAGAAACGCUUAUUCUUCAGAAAAGCCCCUUCUCUUUCUUCAUGUUGAGUUGCUUCCAAGUAGGGAGAGCAGCAAACUUUUCCCUGGGGAUCCCAAAGACUUUGAGGAAGUCUUGCGCUGACAGGAAAUUCUGUUGAUGAGGGGGGAAAGACCACAGUGACUAGAUGAGUAAAGGAAAGAUAGGAUUUGAGCAGUGAGUACACACAAUGAGGCCCCACUCUAGGUCACGUUAGCCCAAGAGAAUCCAAGGAAGUAAGUUAAUUGGAUGGAUUGCUUUUGGCCGUAGUCUUCACAGAUACCAGAUGAGGUGGAAAACCUACUUCUGAAUGUGGAACAUCAGACUGCAGGUGUGUGGGGUGAGGGGAUUGAAUGCUCCUCUUUAGCAAAUGAAUGUUUGAGGUAGAUUUACUUAUAGAUAUUCCCACACAUAGAAUUUUAUUAUUUAUCAACAGUGCGAUUUAUGUGAUCAAUUUACGGAGUACAACGAUAGGCCCCUGCCCCAACCAGCUUACAAUCUAAAACUAAACACGGGAAAUGGAGGGGAGUGGUUUAACAGGCCGAGUUACAGUCGGGCAUAAGAAAAUAGCCCAUCAGGGAGAAGGCUAAAGGGAGACUCCUUCCCCCUGACAUGUUGGUUUUCUGUGUGAAGGGGGUUUAUUUUUUUGUUUCGUUUUAUAUGAAGACACAUUUAGUCCUGCAAGUCCCUAUCUGCAGUCUGAAGCGGUACAGUUGAGAAACAAGUUUGCCUCUCCAUCUUCUAUUUGUGAGAGUGGGUCUAACUUCAGCUCUACUGGAGUCCGGCCGUGUUACAAGCCUUCAGCGAUUUUGCCAAGUAUAGCCCAUGUCAUUUGAAGCCUGCCUGUGCACUGGGAACUUACCUUUUAUUUUUUAUUUCCCCCCCAAAAUUUUUAUUAAUUUUCCAAAUUUAUAACAUAACAAACAAACAAACAAACAAAACAUAAAUCCUAACUAUAAUAAUUCCACUUUUGUUAACAUUGUUAGGUGACUUCCUCGAAUCCCCCUGGCUGAGUUUCUGUGUAUAUCAUUGUAACAGUUUUCCAAAACUAAUUUUUCAUAAAAUUUACUUAAUC